ACCCACACAGGGGAAAAACCUUUUGAAUGUUUAGUGUGUGGAAAGAGAUUCAGUGGGAGUGGCCAUCUUCAACAGCAUCAGAGAACCCACACAAAGGAGAAGCCCUUUGAAUGCUCAGUGUGUGGAAAGAGAUUCAGUCAGAGUGUCAGUCUUCAACAUCAUCAGAAAACCCACACAGGGGAGAAGCCAUUUGAAUGCUUGGAGUGUGGAAAGACGUUUAGUAUGAGUAGCAGUCUUCAAGAGCAUCAGAGAACCCACACAGGGGAGAAGCCUUUUGAAUGCUCCGAGUGUGGAAAGAGAUUCAGUCAGAGUGGCAAUCUUCAAAAGCAUCAGAGAACUCACACAGGAGAGAAACCUUUUGGAUGCUCCCAGUGUGGAAGGAGAUUCAGUCGGAAUGACAAUCUUCAAGAGCAUCAGAGAACCCAUACAGGGGAGAAGCCUUUUGAAUGCUCAGAGUGUGGAAAGAGAUUCAGUCAGAGUGGCAAUCUUCAAAAGCAUCAGAGAACUCACACAGGAGAGAAACCUUUUGGAUGCUCCCAGUGUGGAAGGAGAUUCAGUCGGAAUGACAAUCUUCAAGAGCAUCAGAGAACCCAUACAGGGGAGAAGCCUUUUGAAUGCUCAGAGUGUGGAAAGAGAUUCAGUCAGAGUGGCAAUCUUCAAAAGCAUCAGAGAACUCACACAGGAGAGAAACCUUUUGGAUGCUCCGAGUGUGGGAAGAGAUUCAGUCGGAGUGACAAUCUUCAAGCGCAUCAGAGAACCCAC
This is a messenger RNA of Heteronotia binoei (common prickly gecko), 762 nucleotides long. Its product is annotated as zinc finger protein 79-like. Gene Ontology annotation, cellular component: nucleus. Lineage: Eukaryota; Metazoa; Chordata; Lepidosauria; Squamata; Gekkonidae. The record is from RefSeq and is a predicted model, not a curated record. The annotation marks the transcript as partial. The transcript has a single exon.